UGCAGAUCUGUUUUUCCUGGCUGCGUGUAUUCCAUUAUGUGGCUUUCAUUUCACCUGUCUUGCGGGGUUGAGGAGAAUGUGUAUUUUUAAACUGACUGCAAGGACCAAAUUGUUCUCCAAGGGAUUGUACCAGGCUCAAUUCCCACCCACAAAGUGAGUGAGCGCCUGAAAUGCUAUUCUAAAAUUCUCAAAUGCAGAGUUGCUAACAGAUGGUGUUUAUAAAUGGUAAUGAUGACAUUUAAAACACAUGCGCAUAAUGCACUUAUUCAAAUAACACCCAGGCAAUGAUAGAGUCAAGUUUGGGCCGGGAAGCCAACUGCAGCUGGGCGGUGAGAGGAGCAGGGAGAGAGAGGGAGGGACUGGCCCUCACUGGCGGGGCGAGGAGGAUCUCCAAGUUCCAGGGGAGCCUGAGGAUUGGGCCCCCACCUUGGAUUCAUGCCAGCUCCCUUCCCAUGGGACAGCGACUGACAUGCAAGGGCUCCAUUUAUUACAAUCAAGAGGGUACGUGUUGGUAUAAGGGAGACUGGGUACAAAACAUCAAAAAGAGCUGGGGAAUAAGAUGUUAUAAAUCUGGAAAUAUAUACGAAGGCCAGUGGGAAGACAACAUGCGCCACGGGGAGGGGAGGAUGAGGUGGCUGACCGCCAACGAAGAGUACACCGGGCCGUGGGAAAGGGGCCUCCAGAAUGGCUUUGGAACACACAUGUGGUUUCUAAAGAGAAUCCCCAGUUCCCAGUAUCCCUUGAGAAAUGAAUACAUAGGGGAGUCUGUAAACGGACUUCGUCAUGGACGUGGCAAGUUUUAUUACGCCAGUGGAGCCGUGUAUGACGGAGAAUGGGUUUCCAACAAGAAACAUGGCACGCCACCGAUCUACAGUGAAAAAGCACUGACUUCCAGUAAUGACAUACCAGAUGAAGAAAUCCAUUCUCCAUUUGCAACAAUACUUCUGAGAACAUUUUUGAAUUACCUCCUGCAUUUGGCGUACCACAUUUAUCACGAAGAAUUCCAAAAGAGAAGCCCAUCUCUCUUCUUGUGUUUUACAAAACUGAUGACUGAGAACAUUCAUCCAAAUGCCUACCAGAUAAAAGGCAAUUUAUUCCGUGAGCAACAGCGGACGCUCUACUCUAUGAAUUACAUGAAUAAGUGCUGGGAGAUUUAUGUAGCUUACUGCAGACCCCACGCAGCGCCUCCCCACGAGCCUACGAUGAAGAUGAGACACUUCCUCUGGAUGCUGAAAGACUUUAAAAUGAUAAGUAAAGAAUUAGCAGCUAUAUUUAUGGAGGUCAUAGCAGAGGAUAAUCCUUUCAUAUAUGAUGGAACUGACAGCAGCUUUGAACCUGAGCUGGUUUUCCUGGAAUUCUUUGAAGCCUCUCUUAAGCUUGCAUUCAUCUGUGUUACUGACCAAAUGACUAAAUCCUAUGCAAAUGUUCCAAAUGAUGAUGUGUCUGGAAAUAAACCGGAAACUAUUUAUACAAUACUAAAUCAGGACACCCAGAGCAAGAGUCCCAGCGCAGUCCUGAGCCACGAAUCGGAUGCUGCUCACUCUGACAGUGCCAGGUCAUCUUCCAGCAAGUUAGAGCUCUGGCCUGAUGUUAACAAAAUAAGGAAAUCAGAGCCCAAGAUCAAGAAGUCUCUAAGUGAUGAAAGAGUCUCCAAAAUGAAUUUUCAAUCUACUGGAAAAGGGGUCACCUUUUUUUCAUCUGAGAGCGUCCCAGCUCCAGCUGGAUUUUGCCCUGGAUCUCUCUGGUCAUUCCUUAAGUCACCAGGCCUGUGGCUCCUGCCCUGUCUCCUGUCAAGGACCCCCUUCACCCACGUGGCAUCUCUUCCAGUACCAUUUCAUCUGACUGUUGCAUGUGGCAGCCGUGACUUACUGUCCUCCAGCUUGUAGGUGUCUAGUUGAGAGUUCAUGAAUGAACAUAAGACAAUGUUGCCGCCAGGUGCAGUGGCUCACAGCUGUAAGCCCAGAACUCUGGGAGGCCACGGCAGGAGGAUCACUUGUG
Cercocebus atys (sooty mangabey) is the source of this 1998-nucleotide messenger RNA. Its product is annotated as radial spoke head 10 homolog B-like. NCBI's taxonomy places the organism in Eukaryota, Metazoa, Chordata, Mammalia, Primates, Cercopithecidae. The record is from RefSeq and is a predicted model, not a curated record.